Molecule: messenger RNA, 4056 nt
Organism: Periophthalmus magnuspinnatus
Lineage: Eukaryota; Metazoa; Chordata; Actinopteri; Gobiiformes; Gobiidae
Gene: aff2
Product: AF4/FMR2 family, member 2
Exons: 28
Coding region: 1-4056 (1351 amino acids)
Biological process (GO): regulation of RNA splicing
Cellular component (GO): nucleus; nuclear speck
Molecular function (GO): G-quadruplex RNA binding
Source: RefSeq, a predicted model, not a curated record
AUGGAUCUUUUCGAACUGGACUUUUUCCGUGACUGGGACUUAGAUCAGCCGUGUCAUGUGGAGACAGAGCGCAGCGCCCUCAAGAGGAGAGAGUGGGAACGGCGCACACAGGAAGUACAGCAGGACGAAGACCUAUUCUCCACUGGCUUCAACCUGUUCGGAGAGCCUUAUAAAACGAGUAAAGGUGACGCCUUGGCGAACCGCGUUCAGAACACUUUGGGCUCCUACGAAGAGAUGAAGGACCUGCUCACCAACCAAUCAAACCAGACACAUCUAGUGGGCGUGCCCAAAGGAGGUGGGCCCAACAGCCUACAGACUCCUCCCACUAGCCUACAGACUCCUCCCACCUCCCUGCUGAGUCCUCCCACCACAGAGAGACCAGUGGAGCGACCCGUGACAGAGCAAGACACGCCCACAGACAAAAGACUAAACAUCCAACCUCUAAUCACUGCUAACCCUAUGGCUGCAUCUAAAAAGUCCAAGGGCAAUGCAGGGGUCACACAGGGGCCAGGAGACGAUCAUGCUGGGGUCACACAGGGGUCAGGAGGGGGUCAAGGCAGCAGAGGAGAGAAGGGUGAAGGAGGAGAGGAGCAAUCAAAGCAGGGCGAACUGUGUGGACCAAUCAGAGAAGAGCAGAGAGGAGACAGUAGCCCCGCCUCUUCUGCAUCGUCUGUGUCGUCUGGAUCAUUGACAGGGAGGAGGCAUGCCAAGACACUUCCUCUCACAGAUGGAGGUGUGUUUCGCUCUUCCACAUUGGACAGUGGCCAUUUUAAGUCUUCCUCAGAAAAUGUUGCACUUUUGAACAAAACAUCUCCGUUUGAACACGACUCGCCGCUUGCCUCCACGUCCCUCCUGACCACGCCCACUGCUGGAUUGACCACACCCACUACUGGUCUGACCACACCCACCUUUCCUCCUGGUCAAAGCCUGUCUGGGAAGCCCAUGUCUCUGCAGCAGAAGCCCACAGCAUACGUGAGACCCAUGGAUGGACAGGAUCACCCCCCCAAUGCCUCACCCCAGCUCAAGUCCCUGGUGGUCUCAGAGGGGUACAGCAGUGGGCAGGGCUUUGGGGGAAGUAACCAGAACAUGAAGAACAAACUGCCCAAACUGACUUUGGCACACACAGCUGAGGUUGGUCUGCAGAAUGACCCUAGCUGUGUGGAGGAGAUUCUGCGGGAGAUGACUCACUCCUGGCCUCCUCCUCUCACAGCCAUACACACUCCAGUCAAAGCAGAGCACACCAAGUUCCCCAUUCCCAACAAGGAGCCUCAGCAUGGAUCCACGACCGGAUACAGCACCCAGAAGAGAUGCAGCAUCACAGCAAACAAGCCCUCAACCAAAACUACUGCUCCUCAAAAAUCGAUGCUGGAGGAUGACCUGAAGAUCAGCAGUGAUGAAGAGGAGAGUGAACAACAGGUGUCAGAGAAGCCUAAAGUCAGAAACUCUGCAUUAAGCGGAGGAUCUGGGAGCAGCAGCGAGUCAGAGAGCAGCUCAGAGUCUGAAACCGACGAAUCAGAAUCCAGCUCCAGCGACACAGCCACACCUGAGCCCGAACCUCCAUCCUCAAACAAGUGGCAGUUAGACAGUUGGUUAAACAAAGUCCAGGCUCAGCCCCGAGCUGCAGCACCCCCACAGGACACUCAUGGUACAGGCUCCCUCCCCCAGGCCUCUGAGCCAUUCUCCCCAGACUCCGAGGCACCGAUCUUGGAUACUCCAGGGAAGAUCAGUGUGUCCAAUGCGGAGCACAAGGAGGGGAGGGACACAUCCAGUGCAGUGCGAGAGAAAUGCAGAUCCAAACUUGGGCAGAAGGGGGCAGCGGAAGCUCAGAGAUCAAAGGUCAGACUGUCUCCAGGGGUCAUGUCAGGGUCAGAGGUCAUGACCCAAAGGAGAGCCACUACAGGAAGGAAACAGCCGCGCCGGAUCAUUGGAGAGGAGAAGGGGAGUAAUGCAGAGGAGAGACAGGAGCAGAGCUGGAACAGGGCACAGCACAGUCCAGUGUCCAGGGACAAGGACCCAUCCUCUACCCGCCCUCCAGAGCUCCUCUCCACCCUAAAGUCCCGGAGCAGACCCCCUGGAGGGAAGACAGCACCCAGGAAAGAGCCAAGAACCACUGCUAAUGCUAACAACGCUAACUCCACUAACUCAGCUAACGCAGCUAAUACUACAACCCAGCCUGCCCCUAUCACACCUAUCUCCAGCUCUAGCCAGGAGAGGAGGAAGCACAGGGGGCCCAGCUCCAAAACCACCCCCAAGUCCAGAGAGUUCAUCGAGACCUCCUCCUCCUCCUCCUCUGAGAGUCCAUCUGAUCCUGAAGAAAACUGUGCCAAAACAUCUCACCAAAGUCUACUGUCUGCGCCUCCUUUGGCCUCUCGUGCACUCCCCUCUCACGUGCAUGGCCCCUGUCUAAGCUCCGCCCCCAGCGUCUCUUCUUUUGGUGGAAAAGGACUCCGAGUCAAAGAGAGCAGCGGCAUUGCUAGCAUUAGCAUUAACUCCAGUGCAAAUGGAAAUGCCAGCAGCCACUGUCAGCUUAGCGUCGUAAACAUCAGCGGCCAUUUUGGGAUUUCUGUGCCUGAUCCAGGAGGGUUAACAAACAAAAACCAAGAGCAGUUUUCCCCGGAUUUGAUUGUAAACGAAAUUCCAUUGUCUCCACUGAGGGACUGUCAGGAAAUCCAAAGUUUGUGGGUGAAAAUCGACUUGAGUUUAUUGAACAGGAUUCCAGGAGCAGAGAGAGGACAAAAUGGAGGAUUUGGAGAAAGAGUGAGACAUGAUGAAUGGGGAGAGAACCCCAAACACAACCGGACCAAAGCCAAUGGGACAAACCAGAGACACAAGAGCAAGCGGAAACACAAGUCAGAUCACUCCGAGUCAAACAGCAGCAAGAAACUGAGACUGGAGAAAGAAACUCUACUGCCCCCAUGUAUCUCACCUAUCCACAAGAAUGAGAGGAAACAGAGUCGACAGCGUGACGACAAACUUCUUCCUCCGCUCCUGUCUCCUCUGUCGGACGAGCCCCCGAGAAGACCUGGUCCUGUCCUGGGUCCUGGUCCUGUCUCUGGUUCAGGUCUGGUUCCAGAGGGAUCUUCUUUAGUCCUGUCCUCCAGCUCACAUCGGCAUCGGAGAGGAGAGAGCAAGAACCACAGGACUACAGCGGAGUCUGACCCUCACAGUGAGAAGUCUAGUGGAGACAGUUAUAAUCUUGGAUCUAGUUAUAAUCCCGGAUCUGGGUCGGACUCUGAGGUCUGGACCGAGACUUUGGACCAAACCAAACUGAGCCGACCCCGAAUCUCCUUCAGUGACACACUUCACAGCGCAGACUUCCACAUGCAGGAGGCCAAGAGGCUCAAGCACAAAGCCGACAAACUGAUGGAUAAGUUUGGUAAAGCAAUGAAUUACGCAGACGGUGCUCUCUCGUUUAUUGAGUGUGGAAACGCCAUGGAACGAGACCCCCUAGAGGCCAAGUCCCCGUACACCAUGUACUCCGAGACCGUUGAGCUGCUCAGAUACGCCCUGAGGUUAAAGAACUUCAGCGCUCACUCGUCUUCAACCAACGAGAAGAAACUGGCUGUGCUCUGUAACCGCUGCCUGUCACUGCUGUACCUCAGAAUGUUUCAGCUGAAGAAGGACCAUGCUGUCAAAUACUCUCGAUCGCUCAUGGAAUACUUCAAGAAUUCAGCCAAAGGUUCUCAGCAGUCUCCUUGGAGGACCAACGGAAAAGUGAACGGAGCGCCCUCCCCCCUCGCCCUCAGCCCCUCCCCCACAGGAAAUGGGGCUGGCCCAGGUUCAGGGGGCGGAGUCAGUGUAACAGGAACAGGAAGUGUGUCCAUUCCUCAGAGGAUCCACCAGAUGGCGUCAAGUCACGUGACCAUCACCAACAAUAUCCUGCGCAGUUACGAGCACUGGGAGACCGCCGAUCGGCUCACCGUAGAGUGUACAGAGUUCUUUGUCGAGCUGGACUCUUUGAUGGAGCCUCUGACACAGCAGAGCAGCAUGAGCGUCCUGGUCCGGUACGUCCGACAGGGACUCACCUGGCUACGGCUCGACGCUAACCUCACUUGA